Messenger RNA from Talaromyces amestolkiae, 5133 nucleotides. RefSeq lists its product as uncharacterized. Gene Ontology annotation, biological process: nucleoside metabolic process; silent mating-type cassette heterochromatin formation; rDNA heterochromatin formation. Lineage: Eukaryota; Fungi; Ascomycota; Eurotiomycetes; Eurotiales; Trichocomaceae. The record is from RefSeq and is a predicted model, not a curated record. The coding region runs from base 1 to 5133 and encodes 1710 amino acids. Gene Ontology annotation, molecular function: zinc ion binding; catalytic activity. The transcript is spliced from 8 exons.
AUGAGUUUCAAUUCUAUUAAGCUCGCUCUACUCGUCGGUAUCUGCGGUGCGAUUCCUUUCAAGAAAGACGGAACAGAGAUUGUACUCGGCGACGUGAUUAUCAGUGAAGUGAUUGUUGAUGUGAGCCAUGGCCGACAAUUACCUGGCGGCUACUACAGAAAAUCAACGCUGUUGGAUGUGUAUGGUCGACCCGACGAGCAGAUUCUGGGCCUUUUACGCACUUGGAAGACUGCAUUACUUCUAGAAAAAUUGAGGGAGGAAACUAAGAAUAACUUGACAGCUCUAUUGAAGCAUCCGCAAGUGGACACAGAAUAUCCAGGCGCCUGGGAAGACAAACUCUUUCCAUCGCAAUAUAUUCAUAUGCAUCAUUCAGAUUGUUUAGCUUGCUUGCAUGGAUUUGCCUGCGAGAAUGCUUUGGCAGCUUCAUGCACUAGCGUUAAUUGCGAUGUCAAUAUGCUCAUUCAUCGUGAACGGCUGCUUGAUACAUUCAAUCGGCAUCCUGAGACGCCAACUCCUUUCAUACAUUUCGGUUCUAUUGGUACCGGAGACACUGUAAUGAAGUCAGCCACACACCGAGACGAUAUUGCAAACACUGAGAAUGUUAUCGCAUUCGAGAUGGAAGGUGCUGGCAUUUGGGACAAGUUCAGCUGUCUCGUCAUUAAAGGCGUAUGCGACUAUGCUGAUAGCCAUAAGAACAAAAAAUGGCAGAAUUACGCAGCUGCUGUUGCAGCCUCCACAAUGAAGGUGGUCUUAGAACAUGAGGAACAAAAGAACUUGCUAGAUACCUUGAAAAACCUUACUCAAAAGUGCGAUAAUCAUUCGCCCGGGAAGCUCCGUAUUCUCCUCUUCACCCAACCAACCUCCGAAAUCAGGAAUUCACUUGCCUCUGCCGAUUCUCUUGCAUUGACUCCAGAGCUAAAUGUCAACGAUAUUCGGAAAUACUGUCAGCACAGAACGCGAGAAUUGGAAAAGUUCGAAUUUAGCAAUGAAGAUAUCAAGAAUGUCGUGGAUAUCAUUUGUGCAAGAGCAGAUGGAAUGUUCCUAUUUGCAAAAUUGGUCAUGAACAACCUGGCAAAACAGCCCAAUCUUGCAUUAUUUCGUAAUGAAAUCGCUAGUGCAAGGUUGCCGAAUGAAAUCGAUCAAGCAUAUUCCCGAAUCAUGGAGCGUCUCGAGCGAGAUCUGGGGCCGGCGCAGUUCAAGUACACGCUGUUGUUGCUGGGAUGGCUGGUCUGUUCCAAAAGGCCUCUGAAAUGGACGGAGGUUCAAUCAGCAUCAUCAGUGGAAAUUGAUGUAUGGAACAAUUCGAAUCUGAUGAAUACGGAGAUCAAGUUACGAGAUGAUGUACACGAACUAUGUGGAUCUCUUGUCCAGGUACUUCAAGGCGAUAGGGUCGAGCUUGUUCACAGUACUGCAAGAAGAUUCGUCAUUGAGAAAAGCGGCAUAGAUAUAGCAGAAGCAGAAUGCGAUCUUACUCUUCGAUGUCUACAAUAUCUCACGCUAAACAUCUUCGAGCCUAGGAUAACAGACGAAGACCUCCGUUUCUAUGCACGUAGAGGAGACUUGGCGUUUCAAGAUUAUGCUGUAUCUACAUGGUUUAUGCAUGUCAAGUCAAUGGUGGAUACAAACCUUAGUCUUGUGAUCAGAAAUUCAGGAUCUCCCGAAAUCAACUUUCAACUCAUCAGAAUACGUCAUGUGCUUGGUCGCUUCAUACAGUUCUAUGACAAAAGCUUUCCAGGCGAUAAUAUUCAGCAACAGACGCAACAAGAUUGCCAGGCAUUUUGGCAGUUUCCUUUCCACGCUGAUCUUGUUAAGAUCUGGCAACAUAUUCGUUUGGAACAAAGCAAGGAUCUGGUAGCCCGAAACACAGCUAUUGUGUCCGCGAGCCCGGAGCUGGUGGCGAAAUUUGGUCAAGACUAUACGGUUUAUGCUUACGAUUAUUCGGAAUAUGAAACCCCUCUGGUUGGCCAAGGUAUGCUAUCCUGGGUGCUCGCCUCCGCAUCACCAACGCCCAAUGCACCUGCACACCAAUCAAAAACUAUCGUUACAGGGCGGGUGAGCAAAAAUGUCCUUGGACUUUUCUCGAAGGGCGCACAGGAGACACUCGAGGUGAAACUACGGCUUGUACCUGUACCCACCCUAAUGCAAAGCGAAUAUCUCGAAAGCAUGCAACGCUAUCGAGAACUGAGCAAUAUAAUCCCGCAAGAAUUUGACGCUCAAGCCUGGUCUUCAUUUGUUCAACAAAACCCUCACAUGUUUGCGCCCAGUCAGCGCCCAUCCUCUACACAAAGUGCGAACGGGCCGAUCGAUCAUUCUGGUAUACAAAAGUUCCAUCAGCUCUUGAGUGAAGGCUCUACCCCCAGAGAGUUCCCGGCGACUCAUCCGGAUUCCACGGCAUCAUCCCCAGUGGAUCCUCCAAGCCGAAGCGAGACGCCAGUUGGCAUGCAGAUGACUACACACAUGUCUAGGCAACCAUCUACAGCAGGCCAUGGUCGAAGAGGAAGCGAAGUGUCUAUUCGUCCAUUGUCCCGAGCAUCUGUCCAUGAGUCAGACUUCCAACGCCCGGGUACAAUGACCCGCCGAGGAUCAAUCUAUUCAGGCUACGGGAGUGGCGACGAAGCGAUGGACCACCCUCCACGAAAGCGCGCUAAGCUUUUCAGGGCAGAUGUAACCGGUAAAGAUGACCUGAAUAUUGAGCGCCAACCUGGUUCACUUCGUGUAGCUGCAAGCACGGCUGCGUCUGUCCGAAUUCAUCGUCCAACGCCUAUCAACUCCAUCCAGUCAUCGGCUGCCCCAAGUUCUCUCGAAGAACCUGUUCGCCCACCUACACCAAUUUCUCGCAACCCUAGUGAAGGUCCACGACGAGGGCGCCCCGCUCCGAGUUUGCUUCGUGAAUCGUCAAUCAAUAGCGCAACAAGCUACAGGUCGCCCUAUCCCGCAUAUGAUGAGAUACCGUCAACUGAUUUGCCAGAUACUUCACCCGAUGAUCACCGGUAUCAAGGCAUCUUCGAAUCACAGUUUAGCAUGCCAUCAUCUCCACCUAUCAUAGAUGGAGGACUACUUAGUCGCUCGAGCCCCGUCCUCCCUCCUUUACCCAUACAGCCUGACUCUGGGUUCAUGAGUGCGACACUGGAGGACAUGGUGGAUGAAGAUGGCUGUAUCCGGGCAAACUUUCAUGAGAGUAACACAGCAGGAAUGACCGACUGCGAACCUACGAAACAGAACCGCCAAGAUCAGGUGACAGGGCAUCAAAACUCUCUGGCCAGCCAGGGUUCUGUUUCUCGGCAGCACAAUGACGACUAUCUGGCUAGUGACGGCCCUUACGAUAUGUCUUCUAGGGAGGCGCCAACACUUCCCCCUCAACACAGCUCCUCGGCUUCGCGACCAUCAUCCCGAAUGAGCAUAAGGCCCGCCCAAAAAUUGGCGCCUGCUCCACUAUCACAAAGUGAGAUCGAGCAAUUGAUGAGUUCGAUCCCUGCAAGCGACCCGGUCUUACCACCUUCCGGCUACAUGCACCAUGCGAAUACAUGGUCCGGUCCGAUGAGUGACUUGCCAUCUGUUGAAACUCCGUUACCCCAGCCUGUUGAGGAGAGAGGGAAGGGACGAAGUGGAGCGGGCGCACGGCGAGUACGUCAAGUCCAGGCUCGACUUGAAAACUGCAUACGAGAAGGUCAAGUCCCUCCCUAUUGCAACAACUGUGGUGCUAUCGAGACACCUACCUGGAGGAGGGCGUGGUCAAAGCACUUUGACGGUACCGAAGACGAUGCCAAUGAAUAUCUCAAGGACCCUAUGUGUCUCUUCUGGAAGGCUACAGACAGAGCCGAUGACGAGACUAUCACCAAAUUUCGACUAUACAAGAAGACACUGGUGGAUGCAGACAAAGACUUCGAUCAGAUUCUUCUCUGCAAUCCCUGUGGUCUGUGGCUUCAGAAAUUCAAAUGCAUGCGUCCAGAAAACAAAUGGAACAAACAACCAGCAAAAGACAAACGCAAACGGUCAUCUCGUGCACGCAAAGGUCCCCUAACAGGAGGUGCAACUACAUCUACAAGAAGCCGGAGCAAAUCUCAGAUGAAUUCGGCUCCUGGUUCAUCUCCGGCUCGUACAGACACGUCCUCUCCAACUGGUGACAACGGCUCUCAAGGUGGAGAUGAUAGAGUCACUCCUGCGGUUGAGAAUGAUAACGAGAAUGAGAACGAGACCGAAGAAACCAACGAGUUUGUUGAACAGGAUCAUCCAAAUAAGCGCAUUCGUGCCAGCAGUGCGGAACCUACAUCCAACACACUUCAGACUCGGUGGGACGAGAACGCCGCCGUGGAAGCGCUGAAAAGGGCUAUCCAAUCGAGUCCUGCACGCAAUCUUGAUUCACAUGUACGGAAGUCACAUGAUGUAAAUGUUACGCCGAAACCUGUGAGGAGAGCUUUGUUCCCGCAUAGCAAUCAUGAUGGACCCUUAAAGACUUUGGGUGAGUCUCUUUUGAAUAGUGCGCGUCGAAGUCCUCGCGUGGCAUCACGAGGUUCUGAGAAGAUAGUAGCAGACAAAGAAAAUACUCCAGCUGCUACUAAUCGCAAUUUGGAUGAUCUCUUCGAAAGUCCAUCCUUCGAUUUCAACUUGCGAACUACGCCCACUCCUAAGCGACGGACGCCUCGCUCCAACGAACGACGACUAUCGCUUCCUUUCUGCUCGCCUAGUGCUAGUAGAACAAAACAUUCUGCAACCGGCGUGUCACCAAGCACGCCUCGGUCAAGACAGAUGCGCCCAAGUUCUGAUAAGGACGCUUCAUCGGAUGGAACUGUUGAAAACAGAAAUGCGUUUCCCAGUGUGGACGACAUUGUUUUGGAUAGCCUUUUCGAUCCGUGGCAGUCUCUCCCUCAAUCGGACAUGUACAUGCCUUUCUCUGAUUGGUCACCAAGCGCUGAUAAUAACAACUCUAUGUUACAAUUUCCGAGCAAUUUCAACAAUGACGAAGAUCUUAUCAACGCAGUGCUCGCAGAAUCAGAGCUUGGAAAACCGGCUGAUAUGGGUGUCUCUUUCACAGAGAAUGGCACUACCAAUGAUAUGAGUAUGCCUGAGUCUGGAAAUAACCAACAAGGCGAGGAUCUAGUAAGCGAAGCACAGGCUGCUGUUGCUUCCAUCUGA